AUGGUUAAUUAUGCUAAUACUAGUGAACAAUAUAUCGGAGAUAGUUUAGAAGAACCUGCAAUAGAAGUAGAAGAUGUAGGUCAUGUUGAAAUGAGAAACGUUGGUCACGUUCAGAUGGUGAAUGAUGCAUUUCGUGAAAUUAUACCAUCAACUGCAGAGUAUGCAAAUAGAGGAGAAGAACCUAAUUUAGAAGCUCGGAGGUUCUUUGAUAUGUUGGACGCUGCUAAAAAUCCGUUGUAUGCUGGUUGUAGAGAUGGACAUUCCCCUUUAUCAGCUGCAACUAGGAUGAUGGGUAUAAAGACGAAUUUUAAUUUGAGCGAGGAAUGUGUGGAUGCAAUAGCUGAUUUUGUGAAAGACAUUUUACCGGAAAAUAAUCUUGCACCAGCAUCAUAUUAUGAAAUAGAGAAACUUGUUUGUGGUCUUGGAUUGCCGUAUCAGAUGAUAGAUGUGUGCAUCGAUAACUGUAUGCUAUAUUGGAGAGAGACUGUAGACCGUUCAACAUGUUAUUUUUGUCGCAAGCCUUGGUAUAAGGAUACAUGGGGAAGAGUGCGAGUCCCACAUAAACGAAUGUGGUACUUACCGUUAACAGAGAGACUGAAGAGGUUAUAUCAAUCAGAGCGUACGGCAAGUGCAAUGAGAUGGCAUGCAGAGCACACCUCGGAUGGAGAAAUUGCUCAUCCCUCAGAUGCAAAAGCAUGGAAACAUUUUCAAUCCAUUUAUCCCACUUUUGCGUAUGAGGCAAGGAACAUAUAUCUUGGAUUAUGUACGGAUGGUUUCAACCCGUUUGGAAAGCAUGGAAGACAGUAUUCGUUGUGGCCAGUAAUUGUAACACCUUAUAAUUUGCCACCAUCUCUAUGCAUGAAACGAGAGUUUUUGUUCCUUACCAUUCUCGUUCCUGGACCAGAGCAUCCAAAGAGAGCAUUUGAUGUGUUUUUGCAGCCACUGAUUUAUGAGUUACAAAUGUUAUGGAAACAUGGUGUUGAAGCGUUUGAUGUUUCUUGUCAGCAGAAUUUACCAUGCGAUCAUCCUUAUCGUCAGAGCACCACAUUGUUUAGUAAAAACCGUCGAGUAUUUAAUGAUCAACCUCCUGAGGUAGAUGGAGAAGGUUUGUUAACUCAGUUCAGAGAUUUCGGUGUAGAGACCACCAUAGAGUGUGGUGGUAACGGGCAUCAACCUGUUGAUGGUUGUGGUAUCAACCACAAUUGGCACAAAAGAAGUAUUUUCUGGGAUUGGCCUUAUUGGAAGGAUCAUUUGUUGAGGCAUAACCUAGAUGUCAUGCAUAUUGAGAAGAAUUUUUUUGACAACAUAAUGAACACCAUUCUGAAUGUCCAAGGGAAAACAAAGGAUAAUCUGAAGUCUAGAUUGGACUUGCCAAGCAUUUGUUCUCGUAAGGCACUACAUGUUUCAUCAAGCGGAAAGCCUCCAGUCCCUGUUUUUCGGUUAGAUGAACCUUCAAAGGCUGAGUAUUUUAACUGGAUCGCCGAUAAUGUUAAAUUCCCAGAUGGAUAUGCAUCUAACCUUCGUAACUGCGUUGAUCAUGGAGAAAAGAAGUUUUCUGGAAUGAAAAGUCAUGAUUGUCAUGUUGUGAUGCAGCGCCUCCUUCCAUUUGCAUUUGCGGGUCUUCUACCACGUAAUGUCCAUGAAGCAAUUGCAGGGAUUGGUGCCUUUUUCGAGAUAUAUGCACACGAUCUUUGA
Molecule: messenger RNA, 1695 nt
Organism: Eutrema salsugineum
Lineage: Eukaryota; Viridiplantae; Streptophyta; Magnoliopsida; Brassicales; Brassicaceae
Exons: 3
Coding region: 1-1695 (564 amino acids)
Source: RefSeq, a predicted model, not a curated record